AUGUUAGUUAGUUGGCACCAGUACACUCAAGCUACUUUCCUUCCCCCGGACAGACUGCAUGCUGGUGGGCCCUGGAGGAGGGCCACCUACUACUACAAAAGCCGCGGUACGGGCGAUGUGUGUGGCGUGUACCUCCUGAGCCAACCUGACGAGGCUGUCCAGGUGUCCUUCGAUUACCUGAACGUGGACUGCGAGAGUGAUGGUCUUGUCAGCUUCGUGGACGGAUGGGAGCUGAGAGGUGAGCUGUUCCCAGGAGAGGGUGACGCUCCGCUAGAGGGACGCGUGCACGAGUUCUGCGGGCGACUCAAGAAGAAAGUAUUCCGCUCCUCAGGCAACGCAGCGCUCAUUCAAUACCGCAUCCCUGCCCGCGGCGACACCUUCAAGAUCACAGUGAGAUACACCAAGAACAAAGCCCCCUGUAACAUCUUGGUGGAUGACGUCUCAGGGAUCUACACGCUAAGGAACCACGGCCGCCGCCAGAACUGUUCCGUGACCACAAUCUUCCCUGCCACCGUGAACCUGGUGCAGCUCGCGGUGGGAGUGGUGGGCAGCGUGCCGAACAGAGCCAUCGAGACGGGGGUACUCAGCAGGUGCCAAAAGCGGGGCGCACAGGACUUCGUUCAGAUCGGGGGUGGCCAGGGCCUCGACCCUCUCCAUAUGAUAGUGGAGGACUCCAUCUGCGGCCUAGACACCAACCCUCGCGUGCCAGCGUCCCAUAUUCUGUGCGGCAUGACCACCGUGCGCCUGGUCUCCUCGGGCCGCGUGGACAACAGCGUCACGGUGGCCCUCUCCCAGAUCACUGACGUUGACGUGAUGCCCACCUUGAUGUGCGACCUGCCCCUGUGAGCUUCUUGAGCAGGUUCCUCCCUCCAUCCAUCCUUCCCUCCUUCCCUCCCUCCCUCCCUCCCUCCCUCCCUCACCUUUUCUCCAAACAACACUAUAUUUCCUCGCUUCCUCCUAUUUGUUCACUCCUUUUCUUUUCCUCAAUCAGUAUUCAGAUUCUCUCUCUCUCUCUCUCUCUCUCUCUCUCUCUCUCUCUCUCUCUCUCUCUCUCUCUCUUCCUCCAUCUUUCUCAACUUCGCAAAUUCAACUUCUUUUUCUUCUGUUUUCUAUUUUAUCACUCUUCCUUCCUUUACUCCUCCCCAUGCGUCCUCCCCCCCUCCCCCCACUACCCCAGCCGGCUCCCAACAAGACCAACAGAUCCUCACCAGCAGAAAACUUUUAGUGAGAUCAAGAAACUCCUUUUUAAUGGGAAGAAGAAAAGAAAAUGCAAAUAGAAAAUAAAAGUGUAAUACAUGUUUGGUCACUUGUAUAAAUAAAUAAACUGUUACUCUUUUCUUGCAAACGGGAGACUACCGCAAAAAAAAAAAAAAACAUGUAUAAAUAAAGAAAUAAAUUACAAUAUAAACAAAGGAUUAUAGUGAAAGAUUCAUAAAAGAACUAAAACUCAAUAUUAAAAUACUCUUCAUGCACUGAGAUGCAACCAAUAGCCAACCAUACAAGCAAAUCGACAAGAAGGGAAGGGUGAGACGCGCGUCUGGCAACAUUGCCGUCACCGCUGGGCUGGCCGUGUGGCUGGCUAGCUUGGCGGAGGCUCGCGUUUAAGAGAAGCAAGGGAAUUUCAACCAUAACCAAGAAAACAAGACCCAAGCUAGCGCCCUCACCCCGUGCCACGCUCCUAAGCCCCUGCGUGUCCCCGGGGGCGUGCACGGACCUCCAGAGUAGCGGGAAUUGAGACUUACGGCUCAGUAAAGCUUCGAGUCGAGUUUCACUGGUUCACUCACUCGCUUCAUGGCUCUUUCGAGAUCAAGGGGAAUGGAAAUGGUUCAGAAAGAGAAAUAAUGCAUGGUUAUCCAUAUUAAUAAAACUUACAUUCAGUAUUUUAAAAGUUAUAUUCACUAUUAACGAAAAACAAUUCAAUAUUUCUGAGUGAUGUACACCUCUAAUGAUGAAUAGGAACAACGUAUAAAGUUCUCCACGUUAAAAAAGACUUCCUCAGUAUUUUUAAAAGUUAUAUACAUCAAUGAUGGAGAGGAACGUGCUUUACUUAUAAAGUAGUAUUUGUGAAGACUGUAUUUUUGUUACUGAAUUUUUGCCCCCGAACACCGUGGAACAAACAAUCCAGGCACUUCACUCGUACUUCACAUUCCACGCCCUCCCUUCAACAGCUAUGGGUCCCCGUCAUAAUAUACAUUUAAGUCUACGGUAUCUCAAGAUGGCAAACACAACAGUAGUCAUUAGUCAAAAAAAAAAAAAAAAGAUCUGAAAAGAAGAAAAAAGGGAAUGAAAUCAGGCAUGAACUCUGGAUCCACAGUCCGGCCCACCGAUGCUCUUUGUAACGAAUUAUAAGCUAUAUGGAUUAUAUGUAUGACUUUGGAAUUACAGAGUUAUAUUCC
Messenger RNA from Scylla paramamosain (green mud crab), 2396 nucleotides. Its product is annotated as corticotropin-releasing factor-binding protein-like. Gene Ontology annotation, biological process: hormone-mediated signaling pathway; negative regulation of corticotropin-releasing hormone receptor activity; negative regulation of corticotropin secretion. Lineage: Eukaryota; Metazoa; Arthropoda; Malacostraca; Decapoda; Portunidae. Gene Ontology annotation, molecular function: corticotropin-releasing hormone binding. The record is from RefSeq and is a predicted model, not a curated record.